ACACCUAACCACACAGGUGAUAUACGGCUUGUAUUUUCAUCCGGGCUCUAUUAUAUCAGGCUUCCAUAUUUACAUAAAUAAGGAAGUAGCUAGAUUUUCAGAACGGUCAAUACAUAGACAGUUUAUAGUGGACAGCUGUGACAUGGCGAUACUACGGCGUCACAAGGUGCUUCUAGGGUUGUCGGUGAUUGGGGUGAUACUCCUCAUCGGCGCAUUCACAAGCCCAGGGUGGUUCCGAAUUCGUUACGUCUCCACGGGGCCGGGAGAUGGCUGGGAGAAUCACCUAUCGGGAAAAGGACCUAUCGCCAUGACCAAGAGAGAGAGCGAUCCCGAGAGACGUCGCCAACAUCAGAGAGACUCGGAGGUUCCUCCCCUCGAGGAUAAGUUUGUUUAUAUUUCCGCAGGGUUGUGGUACUUUAUGACAUGUGUCGAGUAUGUCGGAGACGACUGGAAUACAAUCGAGAAGUGUCACUACAGUACCUACUGUCAUGCUAGCCAUGCCGCGGACCAUCUCCCGGAGGUGAUGCGCGGGGUCGGACUCGAGUCCGUCUACAUGAAUAUAGGCGAAAUGGCCCGGUUCGGAUUGCUGGAAUUCCAGGUGGAGGGUGCUAUUGGAAUGUUUUGUGCUAUUGUGGGGAUGAUCGCCGGCUUCUGGUAUGUGCGUGGUCAUUUCACAAAGAGAGGGGCCGGACUGACCACUUUCAUCUUCCACAUCAUCGCAGGUGUGCUGUUCGCGGUGAUAUUCGGUAAGGUGAUCACUAUGUACAAGAUGGCCAUUAUGACUGUGACACAGUUUUACGACUAUGAUACCGACUUUAUCUACCUGUAUAUGGCGAUACCUUACCCACUUCUGAUCGUGUCUCUUGGCUCUGUUAUUAUACUCGGAGUCUCUCUCGUUUUCCUCAUCAUCCUCUCAAAAGGGCCACGCAAGCACAUCGAUCUGAUCAAAGCCACAGGAAAAGGACCGGGUGUGCCUUUCGGAAUGAUAUCCCCACCCGGAUACCAGCCAUUUCCUGGCCAUGCCGACCUCCCACCAACCAAGGAGAACGGUCCACUCCCGGAGAAAGAGCCUUUAUAAGCCGUUUAAAACGAACAGUCUCUACAAUGUACAUGUUGUACUAUGUUGAUAUAUGUAAAGAGUAAAUGAUCUAUAAUAAUGAUCUGAAUGAAACAUGUUGGUUACUUAAAGAUUUGAAUAUUACUUGACACUAUUGUUUAAUAUCUUGGAUGAAAUUCCACCACGUUUCAAAUGCAAACCUUUAUAGACUGGAGUAUUGUCCACAUGAACAGGAUUUGUCUCCCUUGUAUGGAUGAGAUAUCAAAUUAGAUGCUAUUAUUUUCAAUUUGAAUAUAAAUUGCUGAACUGAACACGAAACAAAUAGCAGAAUAUUUUUUUAGAAAUAGAAGAUGUUCAGCGGUAUAGUCAUGGUAGUCACCAUAACGUUAACCUGACGGGAGACAAGUCCUGAUGCUAGUGAGAAAACCUUUUCAUAGAAAAUUUACUUCAUUUUACAUUUUACAAUUCUUUUCCGUAAAACAAUCUUCAUUUUUUGCUUUUCAAUUAGUAUUGUCUUAUUGUCGUAUUGAUAAAAAAAAUACAUGUGUACAUGUAUGUAAAUUGAUCUUCUAAAAACAAACAAAAAUGCAUAGGAAUAUUUU
This is a messenger RNA of Mizuhopecten yessoensis (Yesso scallop), 1659 nucleotides long. RefSeq lists its product as uncharacterized. Lineage: Eukaryota; Metazoa; Mollusca; Bivalvia; Pectinida; Pectinidae. The record is from RefSeq and is a predicted model, not a curated record. The transcript is spliced from 3 exons. The coding region runs from base 143 to 1078 and encodes 311 amino acids.